UUAAUAUGGAUUGGGUGGACUGUUGAGUAUGCGUAGGUCUUAUACUGUAACCGGCCAGUCGUGUUUUAGUGACUGAUACCUUUCGGUCGCGAGUGCUCCAGACCAAUGAUAAAAAAAAACCGUAUCGUUCAACUAUCAUUUAAGUUGUCAUUAAUACCUAAGUACUAGUAACUGGUUUGUAACACAACAGUGGUGUACAUUUUUUAUUAUUUCCAUACGGGUGCAGACUAUUAUACUUGUGAUUUUGGAUUAUAUUAUAAUGACUCUUACGCGGACGUCGAGUUCUUUGCUGCAGCCGUGCAAACUAAAUACGGUUAUUGCACUGUUGCUUGUCCUUGUUUCAAUGGUGAGAAGUUUCCCGUUAGAUGGACAACAACUCGAUUCUGCGGUGGAAGGCGUACAGAAAUAUUUGGAAUCGUCUGGUUUUCCAAAAAUGACUCGUGGUGAAGUAUUGGAUUUUUUAAACGAUUUCUCAAAGAACUCUCGAGUAAGUCGAUCAGAUAAUACUGCAGUAAAUGUCAAGAAAGCUAUUACGUACGUCACGCCAUCUCCUGAUUUCGUGUACUCAAACACACAAAUAUCAAACGUGCACGAUGAUGUGACGAAAAGUUCAACUUCUCGACCAAAAAUCCCUAAUGGCGAAUCACCGCUUAACUAUGGAUAUCCAAUGAGCUUAAAUAAAAAAACUGACCAGUCACUGCCAUCGACCACGCCAAUAAUAUUUGUUACAGUGCAAGGCAGAAAUUUAACAAGUGAAAAAAAAACUGAGAUCAUGUUGCAAACAAUGGACGCGAGAAGUGCACAGAAAAAAAGUAUCGGCCCUUCUGUCGAUUUAAAUGCGUAUGCUAAGUUCAAGAAAAUCCCUGAAGCCAGAAAUUUGAAAAUUGAUGACGACAUGAAAGAUUUUCUCAACAAUUUCGGACUAUUGGAUGCUCCAAAAUCGGGUAAAUCGAUUGAUUUAGAUUCCAACAAACAGCAAAUGCGAUCCAACGAACCACAAAGACGAUCCAAUGAACCGCAAAGGCGAAACGACGAUGCUACCGCUACAGAAUCAGUGGAUGAAAAACUAUUGAAAUCAAUUCUGAAUGAAACCGGCAACAGUGGAUUAAACAUAUCACAGUUUCAACCUCUCAUCGAAAGUGCAUCAGACCGGCGAGGGGACCACGUGUUCAACCCGUCCGAAUCAAACGUAAAAACUGUAGAUGUGAAUAGGAUAGCGAAGAUAGUGGAAAAUAUACGACUGUUGGCUGACGAUAACAAUACUAUUUCUUUGUCACAGGAAGCCAUCCAAAAGAAAUUAGAAAACAUAACGGCGGCUAUAGCUGCUAUUGAUCAGCCUACCGAUAAUAGCAAUAAUAAGGAAUUCAAUGGGUACGAAGUGUUCUUCGACGACAACUCCAAAGAAGUCGAUUCGGAUCUGCCAGAGUCACCUACUGUUUCAGAGACUCAACCUUUGAGCAAAGCCCCGAACCCACCUGAUCCUUUGUCCACCGAUGAACUUCAAAUGCUGUUGGAAAAGAACAAAAAUGAGGUAAAACGCCAAGAGCCAGUGAGUGAAGAGGCAGUAGCAAAUAUCACAACCUCUACUGAAGAAUCCAUAGCAGUCGCUACGUCCUCCGAAGCAGUGGUAACAUCGGUAUCCACUGAUUCGUCCUCGGAAGCAACGUCCGUAGAAGUAACAUCCGGCGCUAGCGCAGCAAGAGAUUUUUCCACGACUGCUGAUCCUAACCCAAGUCUAUCUCAAUUGGCCGAGUCAUUUGGUGGAGGCGAGACCGCCAGCAGUCCACCGGUAAUUGAUGAGAUAAUUACACCUGGACCCGAACGACCUAAGAACGGUUUGUACUUUUAUGUGGACUGGAAUUCGUUUUUGACAGUUAACGGAGGCCAAAAGAACCAAGUUAACUUAAGGUUUGCACCGAAAGCUGGGAACCCAAAUCAUUUUAUCAAGGUCACCGUACCGUAAUCAAUCUUAGACAUUAUUAAAUUAUUAAUCUAAAUAAUAAUAUUAUAUUAUAAUAUGUUGGUUCUUUUCGAGACGCCGUUCACUAAAUAUGUUGUACAGUUGUACCUACUAUUUAUUAUAUUAUUGUAAAUAUAGUUUUAUAAAUAAAAACCAUGUUCUAUACCUACUAA
Messenger RNA from Acyrthosiphon pisum (pea aphid), 2133 nucleotides. RefSeq lists its product as uncharacterized. The transcript has 2 exons. The record is from RefSeq and is a predicted model, not a curated record. The coding region runs from base 260 to 1963 and encodes 567 amino acids. NCBI's taxonomy places the organism in Eukaryota, Metazoa, Arthropoda, Insecta, Hemiptera, Aphididae.